Molecule: messenger RNA, 1785 nt
Organism: Triticum turgidum subsp. durum (durum wheat)
Lineage: Eukaryota; Viridiplantae; Streptophyta; Magnoliopsida; Poales; Poaceae
Source: the annotation of a GenBank genome assembly
AUGGCGUUCUGGUGGCCGCUGCUGGUGCUCGCCGCCGCCUACGCGCUCUGCCGCGUCCUGCUCUUCCUCAUCCCGCCCACCGUCCCCUCCAUGGAGGUCGACGCCUCCGAUGUGAUGGAGGAGGUCAACCAGAACAAGGAAGACAGCUUCAUCUACGUACCAAGGAAGGGGAAAGCUGCUCAGACUGAUAUGGUUCGAUGCUACGAGCCAGCUACUAUGAAAUACUUGGGAUACUUCCCUGCUUUGACUCCUGAUGAGGUCCAGGAGCACGUUGCACAAGCUCGUAAAGCACAAGAGGUAUGGGCAAAAAGUAGCUUCAAACAAAGGCGGCAGUUUCUCCGUAUCCUUCUGAAGUAUAUACUUGAACAUCAGGAUCUGAUAUGCGAGAUAUCAUCUCGGGACACUGGAAAAACUAUGGUUGACGCUUCAUUAGGCGAGAUAAUGACCACCUGUGAGAAGAUUCAUUGGCUUCUGGAUGAGGGUGAGAAGUGGUUAAAACCUGAGUACAGAUCUUGUGGGAGAUCAAUGCUGCACAAAAGUGCAAAAGUUGAAUUCCACCCUCUUGGGGUUAUUGGUGCAAUUGUAUCAUGGAACUAUCCUUUCCAUAAUGUCUUCAAUCCGAUGUUGGCUGCAGUAUUCUCUGGUAAUGCAGCAGUUAUAAAGGUUUCAGAGCAUGCGAGUUGGUCUGGCUGUUUUUAUUCUCGUAUCAUACAAGCAGCUCUGUUAGCUGUUGGUGCCCCAGAUAAUCUGGUUCACAUAGUAACUGGUUUUGCGGAAACGGGUCAAGCUCUUGUAUCUUCAGUGGACAAAAUAAUAUUUGUUGGAUCACCUGGUGUUGGAAGGAUGAUUAUGCAAAAAGCAUCCGAAACAUUAAUACCUGUAACUCUUGAGCUUGGUGGCAAAGAUGCAUUUAUUGUGUGCGAAGAUGUGGAUUUACCCAAUGUUGUUCAAGUUGCUGUGAGAGCUGCACUGCAAUCUAGUGGACAAAACUGUGCCGGUGCUGAAAGAUUUUAUGUCCACAAGGAUAUCUAUCCUACCUUUGUUUCUCGCGUAGUGAAGAUAAUCAAAUCAAUAUCUGUUGGCCCCCCAUUAUCUGGCAGAUAUGAUAUGGGUGCAAUCUGUAUGAUAGAGCACUCUGAGAGACUUCAGAAUCUUGUUAAUGAUGCUCUUGACAAAGGUGCCGAAAUUGCUGGCAGAGGGAGCUUUGGGAAUUUGGGUGAAGAUGCUGUUGAUCAAUUCUUCCCCCCAACUGUUCUAGUGAAUGUUGAUCACACAAUGAAAAUUAUGCAGGAAGAGGCAUUUGGGCCGAUUCUACCAAUCAUGAAAUUCUCUUCUGACGAAGAGGUCAUCCAACUUGCAAAUGACUCUAAAUAUGGUCUUGGCUGUGCUGUUUUUUCGGGCGACCAGAAGCGUGCCAUCAAAAUAGCAUCUCAACUACACUGUGGUGUUGCAGCAAUCAAUGACUUUGCUUCAAGUUAUAUGUGUCAGUCUUUGCCCUUUGGUGGUGUUAAAGACAGCGGGUUUGGAAGAUUCGCUGGCGUGGAAGGCUUGCGGGCCUGCUGCCUUGUAAAGGCAGUCGUAGAAGACAGGUGGUGGCCAUAUGUGAAAACAAUGAUCCCCAAGCCCAUUCAGUAUCCCGUCUCAGAGAAUGGAUUUGCAUUCCAGCAGCUGCUCGUCGAGACUCUGUAUGGCAUCAGCGUGUGGGACAGGCUGCAGUCGCUCGUGAAUCUGUUAAAGAUGAUCUCGGAGCAGAAGUCUCCUAUAACCAGGAGGAAAAGCCGGUGA